Ornithorhynchus anatinus (platypus) is the source of this 12160-nucleotide messenger RNA. RefSeq names its product plexin A1 (gene PLXNA1). NCBI's taxonomy places the organism in Eukaryota, Metazoa, Chordata, Mammalia, Monotremata, Ornithorhynchidae. Gene Ontology annotation, cellular component: semaphorin receptor complex. The transcript is spliced from 32 exons. Gene Ontology annotation, molecular function: semaphorin receptor activity; protein binding. Gene Ontology annotation, biological process: negative regulation of cell adhesion; positive regulation of axonogenesis; regulation of GTPase activity. The record is from RefSeq and is a predicted model, not a curated record. Bases 450 to 6110 code for a protein of 1886 amino acids.
GUGUGUGUGUGCGUGUGUGUGCAUGUGUUUCGAGCGCUCUCCCUGAGAAGUCAGAUCGAGGCUGGAGUUCCACUGGAACCCCGCGCUGCAUUCCAUUCCAUUCAUGCUGGGCAGCGGCAGCGAGCAGGCACGGAACCCUGACUUGCAAAAGAGGGGAGGGAGAUAGGGCGGUUUGGUGGCGAAGGAGAGGAAGCAGCAGCAGCAGCAGCAGCAGCAGCAGCAGCAGCAGCAGCAGCAGCAGCAGCAGCAGAAGGUGGUGGUGGUGGUGGUGGGGCUAGCGGUGUGUGGGACUGAAUUAUGGCUGGCACCAUCGAAGCAAGCUCCGAUCCAGGCUGGCUGAGCGGACUACCCCUGGCCCCAACCCCUUAAAUGAGGAGCCCCGUGGGACCCGAGGAGCUCGCGGACCAUUAGCCCCUUCCUGCCGCUGCGUCCCCAGCCCCAUCGCAGUCAUGCGGCCACGCUCCCCCUGCUCGGCUCUCUACACGUGGACCUUCUUGCUCCUGGGGUGCCUGUGGCCGGCCGGCGGCAGCGGCCGACAGCCCCCCUUCCGGACCUUUCCAGUGAGCGACUGGAGCCUGGCCCACCUGGUCGUGCACAACAAGACGGGGGAGGUCUACGUGGGAGCAGUCAACCGGAUAUACAAGCUGUCCAGCAACCUGACCCUGCUGCGCACCCAUGUGACGGGGCCCGUGGACGACAACGAGAAGUGCUACCCACCCCCCAGCGUCCAGUCCUGCCCGCACGGCCUGGUGACCACCAACAACGUCAACAAGCUGCUGCUGGUGGACUACGCCGAGAACCGCUUGAUCGCCUGCGGCAGUGCCUCUCAGGGGAUCUGCCAGUUCCUGCGCCUGGAUGACCUGUUCAAGCUGGGGGAGCCCCACCACCGCAAGGAGCACUACCUGUCCAGCGUCAACGAGUCGGGCACCAUGUCCGGGGUGAUCAUCGAGGUGCCCGACGGGCACGACAAGCUGUUCGUCGGCACGCCCAUCGAUGGCAAGUCCGAGUAUUUCCCCACUCUGUCCAGCCGGAAGCUGAUGGAGAAUGAGGAGAACGCCGAGAUGUUUGGCUUUGUUUAUCAGGACGAGUUUGUCUCCUCCCAGCUCAAGAUCCCCUCGGACACCCUCUCCAAGUUUCCCGCCUUUGACAUCUACUACAUCUACAGCUUCAGCAGCGAGCAGUUUGUCUACUACCUGACUCUGCAACUCGACACUCAGCUGACCUCUCCCGACUCCACCGGGGAGCAGUUCUUCACCUCCAAGAUCGUCCGCCUCUGCGUGGAUGACCCCAAGUUCUACUCCUACGUGGAGUUCCCCAUCGGCUGCGUGCAGGGAGGGGUGGAGUACCGGCUGGUUCAGGACGCCUACCUGAGCAAACCGGGCAGAGCCCUGGCCCGCCAGCUGGGGGUCUCCGAGCACGAAGACGUCCUCUUCACCGUCUUUGCCCAGGGUCAGAAGAACCGGGUGAAACCCCCCAAGGAGUCAGUCCUCUGCCUCUUCACCCUCAAGAAAAUCAAAGACAAGAUCAAGGAACGGAUCCAGUCGUGUUACCGGGGCGAAGGCAAGCUCUCCCUUCCAUGGCUUCUCAAUAAGGAGCUGGGAUGCAUUAACUCGCCCUUGCAGAUCGAUGACAACUUCUGUGGGCAGGACUUUAACCAGCCCCUCGGUGGCACAGUUACCAUCGAGGGCACCCCACUCUUUGUGGACAAGGAGGAUGGCAUGACCUCAGUAGCCGCCUAUGACUAUCGGGGCCACACCGUGGUGUUUGCUGGGACCAGGAGUGGUCGGAUCAAAAAGAUCCUAGUGGAUUUGUCCAGCCCUGGAGGGCACCCGGCUCUGCAGUACGAGAAUGUGGUCGCCCACGAAGGCAGCUCCAUCCUGAGAGACCUGGUGCUAAGUCCCAACCGGCAAUAUAUCUAUGCCAUGACAGAGAAACAGGUGACUCGUGUCCCCGUGGAGAGCUGUGAGCAGUACAAGACCUGUGAACUGUGUCUGGGCUCCAGGGACCCCCACUGUGGGUGGUGUGUCCUGCAUAAUAUCUGCUCAAGGAAGGAUCGCUGCGAGCGGGCAGAUGAGCCGCAGCGCUUUGCCUCUGACCUGCUUCAGUGUGUCCAGCUCACAGUGCGACCCAGGAAUAUCUCCGUCACCAUGUCCGAAGUCCCGUUGGUUCUCCAGGCCUGGAAUGUCCCUGAUCUUUCAGCUGGAGUGAACUGUUCCUUUGAAGAUUUUACAGAGUCAGAGAGCCGCAUCGAAGAUGGAAAGAUCUACUGCAGCUCUCCAUCAUCCAAGGAUGUCAUCCCUAUCACCAGGGGUCAAGGGGACAAGAGGGUUGUGAAGCUCUAUCUGAAAUCUAAAGAAACAGGGAAGAAAUUUGCUGCUGUGGAUUUUGUCUUCUAUAACUGCAGCGUUCACCAAUCCUGCCUGUCAUGCGUGAAUGGCUCCUUCCCCUGCCACUGGUGUAAAUAUCGCCACAUCUGCACCCACAAUGCUGCCGACUGCUCCUUCCAGGAAGGCCGGGUCAACAUGUCUGAGGACUGCCCCCAGAUCCUCCCCUCCACCCAGAUCUACGUGCCCGUGGGUGUGGUGAAACCCAUCACCCUUGCAGCCAAGAAUCUGCCCCAGCCGCAGUCGGGGCAGCGAAACUACGAGUGCAUCUUCCACAUCCCCGGAAACCCCGCUCGCGUCACGGCGCUGCGAUUCAACAGCACCAGCAUCCAGUGCCAGAACACAUCGUAUUCCUAUGAAGGCAAUGACAUCAGUGACCUCCCUGUGAACCUCUCAGUGGUGUGGAAUGGCAACUUUGUUAUCGACAACCCCCAAAAUAUCCAGGCCCAUCUGUACAAGUGCUCAGCCCUCCGCGAGAGCUGCGGUCUCUGCCUCAAGGCAGAUCCCCGCUUUGAGUGCGGCUGGUGUGUGGCAGAGAGACGCUGCUCUCUGCGGCACCACUGUCCGGCCCCCGAGAUCGGCUGGAUGCACGCCAGCAAUGGAAACAGUCGCUGCACCGACCCCAAGAUCCUCAAGCUGUCUCCUGAAACGGGCCCCCGUCAGGGUGGGACUCGGCUCACCAUCAUCGGCGAGAACCUGGGACUGAAGUUUGAGGAUGUGAGGCUGGGCGUGCGUGUAGGGAAAGUGCUGUGCAGCCCCAUCGAAAGCCAGUACAUCAGUGCUGAACAGAUCGUCUGUGAAAUCGGAGAUGCCAGCUCUAGUCGGGCCCAUGAUGCCCAGGUGGAGGUGUGUGUGCGGGACUGUUCUCCCAACUACAGAGCCAUGUCUCCGAGGCGCUUUACGUUUGUGACCCCCACCUUUUACCGCGUCAGCCCGGCCCGCGGCCCGCUCUCCGGAGGCACCUGGAUUGGCAUUGAGGGCAAUCAUCUGAAUGCGGGCAGUGAUGUCUCUGUCACUAUUGGGGGACGACCCUGCACCUUCUCAUGGAGGAAUGCUCGAGAGAUCCGGUGCCGCACCCCCCCGGGACACAGCCCAGGUGGCUCCCCCAUCAUCAUCAAUAUCAACCGGGCGGAACUCAUCAAUUCCGAGGUCAAAUACAACUACACGGAGGAUCCCACCAUCCAGAAGAUUGACCCCGAAUGGAGCAUCAACAGUGGCGGAACCCUCCUCACCGUGACAGGAACCAAUCUGGCCACAAUCAGGGAACCUCGGAUCCGAGCCAAGUACGGCAGUGCCGAGCGGGAGAAUAACUGCAUUGUGUACAAUGACACCACCAUGGUGUGCCUGGCGCCCUCCAUCAACAACCCCACCCGCAGCCCCCCGGAGAUGGGCGAUCGGCCGGACGAGCUGGGCUUUGUCAUGGACAACGUGCAGUCCCUGCUCAUUGUCAACACCACCAACUUUCUCUACUAUCCGGAUCCCAUCUUUGAGCCCCUUAGUCCCUCAGGAGUCCUGGAGCUCAAACCCAGCUCACCCCUCAUCCUCAAGGGCCGGAAUUUGCUUCCUCCAACAUCCGGGAACUCCCGACUCAACUAUACGGUGCUCAUUGGUGCCACACCUUGUGUCCUGACCAUCUCUGAGACCCAGCUCCUCUGCGAAUCGCCUAACCUCACCGGCCAGCAUAAAGUCACGAUCAAGGCAGGCGGCUUUGAGUUCUCUCCAGGGACGCUUCAGGUGUACUCGGACAGCCUGCUGACCCUGCCGGCCAUCAUCGGCAUCGGGGGCGGUGGGGGCCUCCUGCUGCUCAUCAUCAUCAUUGUCCUCAUCGCCUACAAGCGCAAGUCCCGGGAUGCCGACCGCACCCUCAAACGCCUCCAGUUACAGAUGGACAAUCUGGAGUCUCGAGUGGCCCUGGAAUGCAAAGAAGCCUUUGCUGAGCUGCAGACUGACAUCCAUGAGUUGACCAAUGACUUGGAUGGAGCAGGCAUCCCCUUCUUGGACUACCGCACCUAUGCCAUGAGGGUCCUCUUUCCAGGGAUUGAGGACCACCCAGUGCUGAAGGAGAUGGAGGUGCAGGCCAAUGUGGAAAAGUCCUUGACACUUUUUGGGCAGCUCCUGACCAAGAAGCAUUUCCUGCUGACCUUCAUCCGCACCCUGGAGGCUCAACGUAGCUUCUCCAUGCGUGAUCGGGGCAAUGUAGCCUCGCUCAUCAUGACCGCCCUGCAGGGCGAGAUGGAAUAUGCCACGGGUGUCCUGAAGCAGCUCCUUUCUGAUCUCAUUGAGAAGAACCUGGAGAGCAAGAAUCACCCCAAGCUGCUCCUGAGGAGAACUGAGUCAGUGGCAGAGAAGAUGCUGACAAAUUGGUUCACGUUCCUGCUGUACAAGUUUCUCAAGGAGUGUGCAGGAGAGCCGCUGUUCAUGUUGUACUGUGCCAUCAAGCAGCAGAUGGAGAAAGGCCCCAUCGAUGCCAUCACGGGCGAGGCUCGCUACUCCCUGAGCGAAGACAAGCUCAUCCGUCAGCAGAUCGACUACAAAAUGCUGACCCUGAACUGUGUGAAUCCCGAAAAUGAGAAUGCCCCUGAGAUCCCCGUAAAGGUUCUGAACUGCGACACCAUCACCCAGGUGAAGGAGAAGCUCCUGGAUGCUGUGUAUAAGGGAGUCCCCUACUCCCAGAGGCCCAAGGCUGGGGACAUGGAUCUGGUAGAAUGGCGCCAGGGCAGGAUGGCCAGAAUCAUCCUACAAGAUGAAGACGUGACCACCAAAAUAGACAAUGACUGGAAGAGGCUCAACACCCUGGCUCACUAUCAGGUGACUGAUGGCUCUUCAGUGGCCCUGGUGCCUAAACAGAACUCAGCCUACAACAUAUCCAACUCCUCCACCUUCACCAAGUCACUCAGCAGAUAUGAGAGCAUGCUGAGAACCGCAAGCAGCCCUGACAGCCUGCGCUCUCGGACUCCUAUGAUCACCCCUGACUUGGAGAGUGGCACCAAGCUCUGGCACCUGGUGAAAAACCAUGACCACAUGGACCAGCGGGAGGGGGAUCGAGGCAGCAAGAUGGUCUCUGAGAUCUAUCUGACCCGCCUGUUGGCUACAAAGGGAACCUUGCAGAAGUUUGUGGAUGACCUCUUUGAGACCAUCUUCAGCACUGCCCACCGGGGCAGCGCCCUCCCUCUUGCAAUCAAAUACAUGUUCGACUUUCUUGAUGAGCAAGCAGACAAGCAUCAGAUCAAUGACUAUGAUGUCCGGCACACCUGGAAGAGCAACUGUCUACCUCUGCGUUUUUGGGUGAACGUGAUUAAGAAUCCCCAGUUCGUAUUUGACAUUCACAAGAACAGUAUUACGGAUGCCUGCCUCUCUGUGGUGGCCCAGACUUUCAUGGACUCGUGCUCCACCUCUGAGCAUAAGCUGGGCAAGGACUCUCCCUCCAACAAGCUGCUGUAUGCCAAGGACAUCCCCAACUACAAGAGCUGGGUGGAGAGGUAUUACGCAGAUAUUGCAAAGAUGCCAGCAAUCAGUGACCAGGACAUGAGCGCUUACCUGGCGGAACAGUCACGGUUACACUUGAGCCAGUUCAACAGCAUGAGUGCUCUGCAUGAGAUUUACUCGUACAUCACUAAGUACAAGGAUGAGAUUUUAGCUGCUUUGGAGAAGGAUGAGCAGGCGCGGAGGCAGCGGCUGCGGAGCAAGCUGGAGCAGGUGAUCGACACGAUGGCUCUGAGCAGCUGAAAAGGCCAGGGAGGCCUUGGUGACUUUUCCUAGCAGUGGACUCUGAGAGAGAGAGAGAGGUCAACAGUGGCGGCAGCGACGGCAGCAGCAUUCUCAGGGGUGGGGGAGGGGAAGCCCACAGGGCCCCUUCCUGAAACACUGAACACCGGCAAGCAACAAAAAAGAUCUGCCAGGAGAAGACCAAUGUAUAAAGAGAGACUUCUCUGAGGAGUGAAGUAGGACACGACCUGAAAGGAGCCAAGGAGCAAGGCCGGGCCCUCCUGGCGGUCCCUGGCCCAGACUCCUCUCUUCAUUCAAUUGUAUUUAUUGAGCGCUCACUGUGUGCAAAGCACUGUACUAAGCGCUUGGGAGAGUACAAAAUGACAAUAAACAAGACACAUUCCCUGCCCUCUCUGAUCCAGGCCAAGAUGGGAGGGACCGGGGGCUGCCUGCACUCUCUUCUAGGACAAUGUCUUAUUUGGUUAUUAUGUGGUCGGCUUCCUGUUUUCUCUUUUCCACCCCCUCUCAUGUCGGUUUUUGGUUUGGAUUUGUCCAAAUGGGAUUAUAUUCUUCCCCCACCAAUCCUCCCUGCUCUCCUUUUCUUUCUCUCUCUUCCUCUCUCCAUUUCACUCUCACUUAUUCGUAAAUUGCUCUAUUUGCACAGUUUACAUAAGGUCAAAUUUUUACUUUAAGAAAACCCUGCUGGAAAAGAAGAGUGGAAUGCAACGAAGGGGAGAUGGGGAGACCGGGAGGAGGAAAGCUUUUAAUUACACAUCAAAUGAAGUUCUUUCCCCCCCUCAAAAGGAACUGUGAACUGAUUGUCAAGGAAGAGGGAUUCCAGGAGGUUUAAAAUGCCAUAACGACCAAAAAAUUCUGUCUAGUGCCAUGUUUUUUUCUGACCAUUGUUGAGCACAAAAUGAAUGACUGAGGUGAAGAAAGGUGUGCAGGUGUAGGAAACGUUGAGUUCCCUGCUGUUUAAAGGGAGGAAAGGAACGGGGGCCACAGUGGACAGGGGAGGAAGAACAGAUCUGUGGGGAGAGGGUUCUUCAAAGCUCUCGCUUGCUUGGACUCCGGGAAUGCAAGAUGAGGUUGUUUUGGUGAGAGCAGAUGUGUUGAAGGAAGGAGGGUUGAGCAAACCCCCUUUAAACCACACUUGGUCUUCUUUUCAGCCCAUUCGGAAGCCUGCGAUUAUCCUUCAGUUGGAAAACUGAAGGGUUUCCUGAAUGAGUCUCCGGGCUCUUUCCUCUGUAUUAUGUUGGCUCCACAGCCUUGGGAUGGGUUGGAGGGUGGGGGAGGAACCCUUAUGGAAGUCUUGUGUGAUUUUGUUUCCCUAUCAGUAGGCCUUUCUGGGAAUAUGAUGCGGGCCUGGUUUGGGCUCACCUGAUACUACAGAAGGCCUCUGCUGGGGCACCGUUUUGGAAGCCUGAUCAUAGUCUUCUAUUGAAAUAAUGGGAAGGAAAUUAAUUGGUGGUUUUGGGGGUUUUUUGUUGUUAUUUUUCCAGUUGUCCUAGCUUCACUUCCAGAAAAUAUUUGAGUCUUUUCAGCCUCCCGGCUCAUCAGGAUCCUGGCUGUGGAACCCAGUGAAACUGCUUGCCAGAAGCCCCUGGGUUUUUUUUUUAACUUGUUCUCUGUCAGAGCCCAGAGAAUUCCAAGCUGCUGGCUGGGGGUCAGGGAGAUACCUGGGAUGACCUCAUUCUCUCAAAAAAGUCAAGAAUGGUAGGGGCCAGUGGGCCAGUGUUUAUUAAAUCCCUGGGAAGGGGCCAGUGGGAAGGAGCACUGUUCUGUCUAGUUAGUGAGAGUGGAUUUCUUUUCCUUCCCUCUUUUAUCACGACAAAUCCCGACCCAGAGGGAAAUAGAGGUACGGUGUAGGUAGGCGCUUUUUCAUUCUUGUCAAUCAGCAAACUGUUCUCUGCUCCGCUUGCCCACCAGCCUCUUGGAGAAUUGGAGUGGACCCUGUUGCGGGCGGAGGUGGAUUUCAAAUGAAUCUGGACAGAAGAAGAUCUGGCCUAGCCAAUGGGAGAAGGACACAUUGAUCAGGGUCAUACGAUGCUCUUCUCUCUUAUCUGUGGCCCUGCAGUCACUGCGAGAGCACGGGGAAAGGGUCAUGGGAGCACUCUGGAAAGCUGGUCAAUAGGAGGCUUCCGGGGGGAAACUAUGUGGCCUGUGAGGGAACUUAAAAGAAAGCCAGUCACUGGUCUCUCUCAUUUGCCUGAAGAUGGCCACCAUCAGGAAAUGUAGGAUGUGAGAUUGGGUGAGUUCUCUGCAUCCUCCCUCCCAUCCACCCAUCCACCCAAGUAGAAUGAGGGUCAUUAGCCCAGUUAUUUAUAGAAGAUAAGCAGGCAGGACCAGCUACCACCAUAUUCCUUUGAGAUAGGACCACUGGUGAACUCUGCCUACCCUCUUGUGUCCCUGCCUCAGAGCUCCUGGGACACUGGGCCAUGGACUCCCACAACAGACCCAAAUUCCAGUGCUCUGGUUAAGGAGAGAGUGCUCUAAGGAUUCCGACCAGCAGACAGACACUUUGAGCAAACUUGCCAACUCACAAACAUCCAGCAGCCCACCCCUAAAUCCAUUCUGCAGGAAGAAUAAAAUAUGCCAAGAUGGCCCUUUUCUCUCUCUCUCCCCCCCGCUCCCUCUCUCCAUCCCCCUCGCACUCUCCAUCUCUCUCUCUCUCGUUCUCGUCUCCAGGUGAUUUUCAAGCUCUUGUAUAAUUUAAAAUCCAGCGAUAUCCUGUGAACCUUGUGGUGGUGUUGGGAUUUUUAGAAAAUUCCGUGUGAAACUCUCAGUGGCUUUACCAUCGGAAACAACAAACCCAUCUGCAAAACUGUUGCUCCAAACUCAGCAUGGGCUAUGGCGGUUUUGUUUGGAGAAUCUGGGCUGCCGCUGGCUUCGGUGUUGGUCCAGAAGAGCCUGGGACUGGGCUGUUCUAGUGAGAUGGACUUGCCUGGCUAGCUGGAAAGUGGUUUGGGUCUGUUUAUUCCCUCAGUGGGCAAAUAAGAACAAAUGAAGUUUUUAAUUAAAAAGUGUAUAUAUAUAUAUAUGUGUGGUUACAACCUAAAUCUUCAGCCCCAGUGGGGUAGUGUAUAGUUAACUGAAGGAGAAAAUAAAAACAGAUAUAGAAUAAGAAAAUUAAGCCCGUGGAAAAAUACCAAAUGGUCUGGAAGAACCUUCCAAGAAUUUAUCAUCAAGCGGAACAAUCUUUGAAGCCUGCACACCUCUAAUUACGUUGUAAUUUUAUUUUGAAACUUAAUGGAAAAAAAGGAACAAAAACCGUACAAAAAUUCUAAGAGUCCGAGGCUGUGUAGGACCUGUGGACUACUGCAUGAUUGUGCUAGAUUUUAGUCUGAGUUGAUCUUUUAAAAACUGCAAGUGUUGAAUACUAGAGGUUGUUAGACCUUUUUUUAAUUUUCAUUAAUUUGUCACUUCUUGUACGAUGAAACAAAAGGCAAAAUAGAUUUAACUUCUACAGUUCACUUCUAGAAAAUGGUACUAAAGGUUUAUAUUUACUUAAAGGACAGCUAACUGUCAAGAGACCACCAGAAUCACACUCUUCAAAUGUCAGUUCUCUUGGGGCUUCCAGGAAGUCAAAACGAAGGGAUUCCAUUGUUCUGAGGUGAUUGCGUCUCCGGGCCCUGAAACGUUCCCUUGUGAAUUGUUUCCCAAACUACACUUCUCUUCUUUCUCUUUAUAACUUGGGUCUGUAGGGACCUCACUCUGACCUUAAAAUGUAUUCUUCCGUUCUCCCUUCUGAACACGUAAAACAAUUUGAAAACCAGUAGUACAAUUUGUGAGUCAUGAGUACAGCCCUCUGUUGAGGGGGAGCACGGGGGAGGAGGGGUGGGGAUUAUUGCUAAAUCUGUGACCUUUGACUCAGGAAGUACUAUUUUGGUAUUAGACCAUCAACCAAAAAGAAAUGGAAUAAAUGGGGCUACAAGAUUGGAGCUCUUGGCUGAGGGCCUGAAAUUUAGGAACCGUCAUUUUCAAGGUGUGGGAAUUUAAAUGAGUGAUUUGGGGUUUUUUGUUUGUUUUUUAAUCUACAGACUUGUGUAGUGACUCAUAUGCCCAAUUUCCACAGUUGGGCUCAGGUGAUGAAACUAAUAGAUCAAGCAUGUGAGGGACUUCAACCCUUCGUAUUGCAGUUGUAGUCGAUUCACUCUCCAGAAUUCUCAAAUCCCAUUUCAGAACACAGCUUAGCCCUGGAAACCUAAAGCUAGAAACCUCUGCCCUAUUCCCUGGUCACAGGGACCAAGAUUUCAUUUUUGGAGCAAUUCUGUCAUAGGCGCACAAGUCGGAGAGGAGGCCUAGCAAGGGCUUCUUCCAGCCCUUGCUGCUGUGAGCGGAGUCCAAAGCCUGGCACAGCUGGGCUCCUUGUUAGGUGGCCUGUCUCCUGAUCAGAAAUGCACUUUAAAUAUUUUAAUCCCGCCUUGCCAAUUGUUCAGGAAAUCAUUCGGCCCACAGAAAAUGAGAUCUGGCCUGGAACAUUUUCAUCCACUACCACAGCCAACAGAAACACACCCAGACUCAGAGAGUCGUAAACAAAGAUGCUCUCUCUCUCUCUCUCUCUCUCUCUCUUCUCUCUCUCUCUCUCUCUCACACACACACACACACACACACAGAGACACACACACAGACACUGUCUCUCUCUCUCACUCCCCUUGGGAUGUAACCACUCACCACAGGUUGGGUCAUCACACCACAGGAUGGGACCAAUGAAGAGAAGGGCAGGGAGAAAAAGAGAGAACCCGCUAAUGGCCGUGGACACCGAAAAGAGAGGAAAGUGGAUGCUCCAACUCAUUCUCUCUCAGCUUGGUCUCAACUCCGCAUGAAGCCCCGAUAUCUCCUCGACUCCAGGCCAAAUGACACCUUCAUGUCUGCUCACUGAUAUCACCGAUUUCUGAUGACUGACUCACUUUGGUGGUGGUCUUCAGAUGUGGUAGUGGUCUGGAGAGUGGGAGGAACUUUAGUUCCAUGCAGAAGUGUUCCCUAGGUUCAGUUCUUAAAAAGGCUUUCUGAUUUCCAAGCAGAUUUUGCUCCUUUCUGGCCGACUGGAAAAGGUCCAGGAAAAUUCUAUUCGGGUCUCUGUUGCCUCAGAAACCCCACGAGUUAUUCACAGUCUCUGCUUUCUUCUGGCGUGUCGUAUCGAAACAAUCUUCCUGGCCGUGGGGAUUGGGCAUCCCGGAGGGGACCUGAAGCUACCUCGUACUUGGAGCCCUCUUGUCCUCUCCGCUCUGGACCCUCGGGGCUCCCGACCGUGAUCGCCUCGCCAGACUCUGUGCCACCACUUUAGUCCUCUCUGGCCUUCCUGGUUUCACACAGGGGAAGGAACGAGAAAUUGAACAUACACACAUGAACACGCUCCUUCCCAGCAGUGAGAAGAAGACUAAAUUAGGAGAUGAGCUCAGAUGCCCAUUGAUGCCUUUGGAAUGCUGUCCCCAAGGGCAGUGGUGUAUAGCUCGUGGUUCUUUGCUUAAAAUUAAACUGGACUUCCCACUAUUACACCUCCCCCUGCCCAACACACACACACACACACACACACACACACACACACACACACACACACACUCCCCUGCUCAUGCACUCACCCCCUACCACCAAGACUCUUAUACUGCCUCCCCUUUCUUCAGAGUCAGUAGUAAGAGAGAAGCCCUCUUGUCUCUGGGUCAAAUUUCUGCCAACUGGUUUCCUUUCAAGUCCAUCCUUUUCCCCCUUGACCUUCACCCCUUCCUCUGUGACCUUCGCCCUUCCCAGUUGGCUAUGGGAGACCCAAAUGACCCAGAGCAAGUCAUUGUUCUCCCUCAAUGGAAUAGAUAUAUUUUUUAAGCUGAAGUGCACAAUUAGCUGUCCUUUAAUGUGGUUAAAAUUUUAAACAGAAAAGUCAGAUCAUUUUAAUAGUAUAAUAAAGAGUUAUGAUAACUUUAUGCGAUUGUUUCACAUUUGAAGCAACUGUGCCAGUGGCUUUUCUUGCCCUUUGAUUGUGUAAAUAUCCUGCUAUUUCCUAUUUUAAUGUUCUUCAGAUUUAGUACUUGUAAAUAAACACACGCAUCAAGGAGAGAUUAAACAUUUUUGCUAAA